CUCAAAACAAUACUCACUUUUACUGGCUACUUCACUGUCAAUGAUUGCAGCUAAUGUUUUGAAGUAAAGUAUUCAUAUUACAUACAGUAACUAGCCAUUUGGGUGACUAACUGGUGCAUUAAUCAGCUCUGUAUCCUUUCACAUGACAAGUUACUGACAAGCAGAGACUGACUGGGUCUCAUAUGUUACUUAACCUACAGUAUAAGAUCCUAGCUUUAGCCGGUUGGUAUCUUGUGGAAUAGACACUGCCUGGAACGCGGUUUUACCAAUCAGCAUCCAGGAUUAGACCCACCCAUUGUAUAGGAUCAACUCUGAAUAGUGAAGCCUCAGAAUUAGUAUGUAAAUUUGCUGCCUGUUCGCUCUCUCUCUCUCUCUCUCUGGUUUGUGUCUCACACUUCUGUCUGUGGUCAGUGUUCUCCACCCAUCCAGAGGAUAGUGUUGGUGUGCUGGGUGCUCCCCUCACACUACACUGUGCAGUGUCUGACUCCAGCCGCCAGGGGGCACUGUCUGUUCGAUGGGAAAGGGCCAGCGGAGAGGCAGCAGCACUGAGUCCUGGUCCUUUCAAAGGGAUCCACCAAGUGGCCAACGGAUCUCUGUUCUUCCCCCAGCUGAGAGAGGGGGACCUGGGGAGAUAUGUCUGUAGUGCAGGCAUUGGAGCCAAACACAUCAGGACUGUUGUCCAAGUGAUGGAAGCUGAGCUGGAGGCAGUGCUAUUUAGUCCUCAGUCUCAGACGGUCAGUGAGGGUCAGGCAGUGUUCCUCCAGUGUGUCUCAGGGAACAGCUCACCCCCUGCACACAUCACCUGGCUCAAAGACAACACACUCUUCACCAAAGGCACUCAGAUUCAGGGCCAAUAUGGAGGGGGUAACCAGAGGAAGACCUCAGGCACUCUGCACCUCUCUAAUGUCUUAGUAGAGGACGACGGGGAAUACGUCUGUGUCACACACAACGCCUUAGUGAACAGCAGCCUGGAGAGCAAGGCAGCUACACUCACUGUACAAGGUGAGACAAUGCACAGCCUCUUCCCUACUCCCUGCUUACCCCCUCUCUCUGCCCUGUCUUCUUAGAACAGCAUGGAUGACGGAACUAGAGUUGGUGCCAGUCUUUUUCUGUUUUAACCAGCUCCUGUAUCAAUCCACCCCGCCUUCAGAAAGUAUUCAUACCCCUUGACUCAUUCCACAUUUUAUUGUGUUACAGCCUGAAUUAAA
This is a messenger RNA of Salvelinus sp. IW2-2015, 1208 nucleotides long. Its product is annotated as pro-neuregulin-2, membrane-bound isoform-like. Gene Ontology annotation, molecular function: cell-cell adhesion mediator activity. Gene Ontology annotation, biological process: dendrite self-avoidance; homophilic cell-cell adhesion; axon guidance. NCBI's taxonomy places the organism in Eukaryota, Metazoa, Chordata, Actinopteri, Salmoniformes, Salmonidae. The record is from RefSeq and is a predicted model, not a curated record. Gene Ontology annotation, cellular component: plasma membrane; axon.